AUGACACUUCCUCCUCAGGUAGAAACAGUCAGUCCUGACGAGGGGGUUGCUCAACCAACUCUCCAUAUCGCCCCCCAAAGCAUUGCAGAUCCUCAGAAAUCAUCCGUAACUCCCGAAGAAGACACUGUUCCUGAUGGUCUUGCAUCUGCCAAGGCACCUUCCCAGCCCGAUGAUGGUUCACCAUCCGACCCUAAACUCGAGGCUCCGCCUGGAGCAGCUGAGCCAGGGGAUCUCAGCGAGGCACUGUCAAAAGAGACCUACGACGAGGUGGAAAAAAUAUAUGAUUACCUGCUGAAUUACAUAAAUGGGGAUGUUUUGGAAGCCAACGAAAAUCAUCGUUGCAUAGGAACUGGAUCUUUUGUAAUGCGGGCGCAUGAGAAACGACUGCCGUUAAAAUCAAGAAUCAGGCAUAACGAGACUUUUUCGUUCAUGUUCCAAGAAUACUUCCGCCUGGUAAACGACAGACUGUCGGCCCUCGAAAGCAAAGCGUCGAUGGAUGAGAAAGAUGUAGAUGAGGAUAAGACGAAGAACUCCUUAACAAUGACGAUUCCUAGAGAACGCCGGGUGACUUGGGUUGACUUUAAGCGAAAAGAUGAGAAGAAACGUUCCGCCGACGUCCACGCACUUGAUGUUCUGAUAGGCGAUGCGAUUAUUCCUCAUAAAAUCUGGGCAAGAUUUCAUUCGAGUGAAACCCUUCACCUUCGUGACAUCCGACGGGCAUGGUUUCUCCAGGACUUUAUUAGGGUUGGGGAUGAAGAAAACACGACAGAUACUGCAGUUCCAGUCCAUCCACCACAAUCGACAGAAGGCGAAUACCCCGCUCUCCCGGAUCGCAUUCGCAUUAACGGAGGCCCCUUGUUGAAAUUGCUAGAAAAGGUCUUGGAGGUUGAGUUGCACAAAGAGAACUCCCCUCUGGUCUUGCUCAGGCCGUUCAAGCUUUUAGUGCAAUAUGAGCAGGAUAUCCGCAGUGUUCACACGCAGCUGAGAAAGAAAUUUGAACCGACCGCGGUGGCAGAGCAGGCCAUGACGUCGAGUCCUGAUGAAAACCCGGAGAGCUCACAGAACUCAGAUCAGACUGGGAUCUCUCUCGACGCGGACGAAGUGAAGUUGUUAGAAGAGUAUGGCUCUGAACAAGCCUACAAAGAGUUAUGCUGCUUGAUCGAAUUUAUGGAUCGGGACCUCAGACCCCUCGGGGCACUGAGAAGUGGGUUUGUCGAGAAAGUUUACUAUUCUGAGCUCUGGCAUAUAUUCACGCCAGGUGAGGUGGUGAUAACAAGACAAGAGCCCGUCCAUGCCUAUAGGGUGCUCUACGUAACUGGUGGUCGUCCAUAUCUGUGCCCGCCAACGCCCAAAGAGAACCAAAAUGAAGAGGUCGGCUACCAAGUCCCACCUAAAGAGAGCGAUUUUGUCGUGCUCUGCUAUCAGGUGCAUUACGAUGGCGAAAAGUUUGGUCCAGUCACACAAAACUUUACGGUUACAUCAUAUAACGGACGACGAAGCGUUCGAGACCUUCCCAUAUACCCUCUACGACUUGCAGAAGAUCCCAGCAUCAAGGAGAAACUUCUUUCCAACGGUCGAAAAUACCUGCGUGUUUCGAAAGGCACACAUUUACAAUAUAGGGGGCCAAAUCUACACGAGGGCGAGGAAAUCGACAGCCAGGUAGUGAUUGAUUUCAAGACUGCUAUCUGGGAUAGCCGUGACAAAGACCAAGACUGGAAGUACAAGACAGAGUUUGGAGUAAGCCCACCGAAUAGCGCAAGUCGACCAGAGGUUGUGAUGGUAUCUGCGGGAGGCUGCCAAAUUCCUGACUGUUGUGAAAAUGAUCGAGUCUUCAACGACCUCGACCUCGACCAUCGUCGGAUGGAGGAAUUCGUGGCGAAGAAUGCUUUAUUGACAACUAAUACUCGAAAUCUCGACGAUGAUCCGGACAAGGUUCCAGAGGAAGAUAUCAUCAUCCUCCCAAGCAAGAUAUUUGCCUUUGUGCUCAAGGAUCGAAAAUGGGCUGUCAUCGAUAUCAACCAUGUUGAGUUCGCAGAUACCACAGACCAACCGAGGGAUCGCGGGUGGAACUCUUUGGUCUUACCGCAUAGUCACAAGAAAAUGGUCUAUUCCUUGGUUCAGGCUCAUUUUCGUCAUCGCAGUGAAGAAACACAAGAGCGAUAUUCGCACUCGGACCUUAUUAGAGGAAAAGGCAAGGGACUCAUCAUCCUCCUGCAUGGUGCACCAGGAGUGGGAAAGACUUCAACCGCCGAAUGUGUUGCCGAACUUUGUGACCUGCCCCUCUAUCCCAUCACUUGUGGUGACCUUGGCAUUACCGCCAGUGAAGUGGAGUCUCGCCUGAAGUAUAUUUUCACGCAGGCGCAAAAGUGGAAAUGCGUCCUCCUUUUAGAUGAGGCAAGUAGUAGUUUCCUUCAAAUCUUCCUCCGAGUUCUCGAAUAUUACCAAGGAAUUCUCUUCCUCACUACUAACCGCGUGGGAAAGAUAGACGAGGCUUUUCGCUCGCGCGUUCACAUCAGCCUCUACUACCCACCACUCGACAAGAGAACCACCCUUAAAAUUUUCGCUGAAAACAUGAAACUUGCCGAAAUGCGGGGCAAAGAUGCAAUAGUAGUUAAGAAAGACGAUAUUUCCAGAUUCGCCAAUAAUCAUUACAAGGAAAACGAUCCGCAGCACCGAUGGAAUGGCCGCCAGAUUCGGAACGCCUUCCACAUCGCUGUUGCAAUGGCCGAAGACCAUGCAGCAGAGAAGAAUCGAAAGGCAGCUGAGGAAGGCAAGCCAAAGGAGCACACACCCGUCCUGAAGGCAUCAUAUUUCCGGCUCGUGGAAGAAGCCUCGACGAGGUUCGACGAUUAUCUUCACGAGGUCCAUGGCAUGGGCAAGCAAGAUCUCGCAAAGCAGAAUUCCACUCGUCGGGACGAUUGGAAUAGAGACAGAAGGGAUCGAAAGUCCCGACCCAAAGGUGGCAACCGCCGGCGACAGGUAGAGUCAUCUGAAUCCUCAGUGACCGAUUCGAGCGAGGCCGAUACCUACCAAUAUAGCUCCACUGCAAGUAGUGAAGAGAGCAGUGAGAAUUCCGAGGAAGAAUACGCAGUCCAGGUCCAGUCGUCCUACAGCUCAGAUGAGGAGCUAUCAAUGCGAGAGAAGCAAAGGCGAUUGGAUCGGAAGAAAGGUUCAAGCAACAAAGAGCGUAAGUCUGGCUCGGGAGAGGCUCGCAAAGAUGGUACCCGGACCUCAAGAAAGGGUAGAGACAGUCGUCGUUCGUAG
Molecule: messenger RNA, 3264 nt
Organism: Penicillium cataractarum
Lineage: Eukaryota; Fungi; Ascomycota; Eurotiomycetes; Eurotiales; Aspergillaceae
Exons: 6
Coding region: 1-3264 (1087 amino acids)
Molecular function (GO): ATP hydrolysis activity; ATP binding
Source: RefSeq, a predicted model, not a curated record